AAGCUAAUUAAAACUGUCUCUUUUCUUGAAUAAACUGAUGUCUAAUUAAACUUGAGCUACUGGUAUAUGUGACGGUACAUGAUCUUUUUUUCUAUGACUGUGUGCGUCUCAGAAAAUAAUUAUCGGUAAUUAUUUAACAGUAAAAAGAAAACGUGUAAAUGGUUUAAUUGUCCGCAAUUUUCAUUAUAAAGAGCGGCAACUUAGAUACUUUUACCCUCUUACUUCACAGGUUAAAACUGUCUUGAAUUAUAUUUUCACUAUGACUUUGAAAUAGUGAAAAUUUGAUUCGCGUAAAUAUUAUAUAUUGUUCUAGGUUCUGAAUCGCGGAAGAAACAUGACGCGGUAAAAACCUGAUAUACGGUAUAAACAUAGCUAUUAAUUUUUGUUUGACAAGUUGAUUCUCUUAAAUAACCUUGGUUGCUUAAGUCAAUAUCUGAACAUUUUAACUAUCUCGAUGAAAAAAACCCCGCAAAAUAACUAAGUCCAUUAUCAACAUAAUUCAACUGAUAUGGUGUCCAAUUUGUUCUUGUGCAUAGUUACGUCCCUUGCACUACUCAGGUAAAUAUCCGUCUUGAUACCGAAACAACAGGUGCAAUGACAAGUAAUCGAUUUUCAUGAAAAUAUCUAGCAUAGGACUACCGCAAUAGGUGGAUUUUGACAAACUUUUUUCUAUCAUUUAAAUACCCACAAAGGAAGGAUGAGAUCGUUUUUAUUGUUUUUGGCUGGUACUCUGAUUGCCACUUUACUGGCAGCAGAUGAUGGAUGUCCUGUAAACUGCAAAUGUAGCCAAGCCAACGUCAAGUGUCAAGGAUACAAUUCUAUGCCGCAGCAGUUUAGAAGUUUUUCAAUAAUCAAAGUUUUCGAUAUGUCCAACAACAAUCUUACCUCGUUAUCAAAAUCCGACUUGGAAAAAUAUGUGAACGUCGAACGAUUGCACUUGGACGGAAACUCCAUUGCCAACAUCAAAAAAGGGGCCUUUUCGUCACUUACUCGAUUAAAUGAGAUAAACAUUUCAACCAACAAAUUAGAAAGCAUAGAGGACGGUGUAUUUUGUAACAUGACCUCGUUAACUACCCUUAUUCUAAGCAAUAACCACAUCUCCAAUCUUUCAUUGGAUGUUUUUCAUAAUGUUCCUAACUUACAACGACUAGAUUUGUCCCUGAAUAGAAUCUACUCUUUUAGUUCCUGUUCUUUGAUACUUCCGAGUUUGCGCUAUCUGAAUCUGGACAAUAAUAGUCUGGCUAUGGUUCCAUCGCACAUUUUUAAUUGCACUCCACAUCUUCAAACGUUGCGAUUGAAUUUAAAUAGAAUACAACGCCUACAGAAAUACAGUUUUUCAAAUGUUCCCAACAUCUAUAGUGUUAGCUUGGACAAUAACCUAAUUCGGAUACUUGACAUCGAGACUUUCCAGGUUAAACACCAGGACCUUAACACUCUUCUGGAAUGUAAAAUCAAGGUAUUCUCUAUCGAAGGGAAUUUCCUAACUGAAGUCCCCAUGGCAUUGAAUGACCUCGUCUAUGUGGUUCAUCUCGACAUAAGCAACAACAAUAUACGAACUAUUAAAACACUGGCAUUUGACCGCCUUAAAUGUUUGCGUUAUCUUCGAAUAUCAGAAAUGCCACUUCUUAGUAAAGUAGGAGUAGAUGCAUUUGGAGGCCUGAAUCUCAGGGAUAUAUUUAUGACCAGAAACCCAAUGUUGAAAGAGCUGCCCGGAAAUCUCCUGCAAAACAUGGACGAGCUUCGCACUGUAGUGCUAAACAACAAUGGUCUGGUGACUCUCCCGAAAAGUUUGUGCAACUGGCAACAGAUAAUGGACGUCAUGCUAAAUGACAACAAUUUUAUCUGUUCCUGUAGCAACAGCUGGCUUCAGUCAUAUCGAGGCUGGGAUACCCCUCAAACUCAGCAACACGUCAAGAAAUUAAAAUGCCACAGACCAAAUAACCCCGAGGACUUUCUCAUCAAAGACUAUGAUUUUAGCCGCCACUACUGUAUGAAGUUUGGAUCGUCAGUGUCUGAUAAAUCACAAGUUCGGGUUGAGUUAAUAGCUGCCAUUAUAAUGCUUUUAACACUUUCAGUGAUUUUAUUUGUUUGUUACUGGAAGCAGUUGGUUUUCUGGUGCAGACAAUUUAAAUGCAAGCACCAUGUAGACUCCACAAUAACUAAAAAACCCAAAUACAGCCACCUAUCUAGAAAUGGUGAUCUUAAUUAAACACUUUCAACACAUGAGAUAAAACAUAUCUAUUGACGUAAUCGUUUUUAUUAAACUGAUUCAUCCAAACAAAUCAAUUGCCUUGUAAUGCGCAGACAAUGAUACAUACGAUUGUAUUAUGAUACAAUAUGAUGAGGAAUAUAUCGGGGAUAGUUUUUAAUUGUAUUCAACAAAACGAAAAUCGACAAAAAAAAUCACAUAUACAUCUUUGCUUGGAUUUUGUAUUUGUUUGUACUUUAAUAUGUUUUGUUGAUUAAGUUGAUUAUCACCAUUUGAUUGAAUGCGUUUUUAUGACCUCGACAUGUCAACAUUCCCUUUACUUACGUUUGCGUACUUGUACUUAUUACUGUUGUUAAUUUGAUAAAACACCUUUCUAUUGCGUUUUACCGUUUUUUUUCUUGUCUUUAGCAGCUGCUUCUUUCUAAAGAAUGUGACAAGUAAAGUUUUCUACACAAUCUAUCAUAUUCGAAAUCUAUAUUAUGUACAUAUAUGCAAAAUUAAAUCCACAAUAAAAAGGAAAUUAAAU
Molecule: messenger RNA, 2735 nt
Organism: Magallana angulata
Lineage: Eukaryota; Metazoa; Mollusca; Bivalvia; Ostreida; Ostreidae
Product: leucine-rich repeat-containing protein 15-like
Exons: 2
Coding region: 698-2209 (503 amino acids)
Cellular component (GO): extracellular matrix
Molecular function (GO): protein binding
Source: RefSeq, a predicted model, not a curated record